CACUUGUCGGCGCCCUGCCCUCGGGGUGGUGGGGGCUCCCCCCUUCUGGAGGGCUCCGAGCUCGGCGUGCAGGCCACCGCGCUCGCGCCGAGCCCGCCCCAGUACCACAGCUCGCUCCUCCAGGAGAUGAUCGGCGUCGUCCUCCUCUUGCUGCUGGCGGCCGCCGGCCUCGCGGUGGCCGCCCUCCUGAUCCGCUUCUCGCGCGCCGUGUCCGAGUUCAGGCGCGUCCGCCGCAUGACGGCCAAGCUGCCCGGGCCGCCCAUGUACCCCGUGAUCGGCAGCGCGCUCGAGAUGGCCUGCAGCCUGGAGGAGGUCUACGACCGCCUGCAGUCGCUCACGUCCACGUACGGACCACUGUUCCGCAUGGCGCUGGCGCACGUCACCUUCACCGUCGUCCUGCACCCGGACGACAUGGAGGCCGUCAUGACCAGCGGCAAGACGUCGGACAAGUCGGCGGUGUACGGCGCCCUCGAGCCGCUCAUGGGCACCGGGCUCGCCAUCCUGGGCGGGGACGUGUGGCGCCGGCACCGCAAGGCCAUCACGCCCAGCCUGCACCUCGACAUCCUGCGCGACUUCGUGCAGAUCUUCUCCAAGCAGGGCGCCGCCUUCGCCGACACGCUGGCCGAGCUCGCCGACAAGGGGGAGGUGUUCGACGUGACGCCGCUCAGCGGAGCCUGCGCCAACAACGCCAUCUGCGAGACCGUCAUGUCCUCCGACGUGGACGAGGACGACCCGAUGAAGCGCGCCUUCCUCGGCGCCAUCCCCAAGGCCCUCGACCACUUCAUGUACCGCGUGUGGCGGCCCUGGUUCCUCAGCGAGUGGGCCUACUCGCUGCACCGCUCCCAGUUCCCGGACUACGUCGAGGUGAAGGACGCCCUCAACCUGUUCACCCAGAGGAUCAUCCGCGAGAAGAAGGAGGCGCUGAAGAGGAACGGGCCCCUCCCCCAGCGGAGGCGGCAGGCCUUUCUGGACCACGUGCUGUCCUCCGAGGAGGGCGCAGCGCUGAGCGACGCGGAGCUCGCCGAGGAGGUUAAGACCAUCGUUACCAUAGCCUCGGGCUCCUCGAUGGACGCCCUUACCUUCCUCAUCUACACGCUCGCCAUCCGCCAAGACAUCCAGGACAAAGUUAGACAAGAGUUGGACGACAUCCUGGGCGAGGACCGCGAGCGCAUCGUGCAGCACUCGGACCUCGCGCACAUGCAGUACACGGAGCGGGUCAUCAAGGAGAUGCUGCGCUUCUUCAGCGUCGUGCCUGUGUUCGCGCGCACCGUCACCGAGGACUUCCCGCUGCCGUCCGGCUUCACCAUCCCGCGCGGCUGCCAGGUGGCCUUCUGGCUGCCCUACGUUCACCGCAACGCCGAGUGGUUCCCGGAGCCGGACAAGUUCGACCCGGACCGCUUCCUCCCGGACAACUCGCGCGGCCGCCACCCCUUCGCCUUCGUGCCGUUCAGCGCCGGGCCCAGGAACUGCAUCGGCCAGCGGUACGCCAUGAUGUUCCUCAAGACGGUGGCGGCCGCCAUCGUGCCGCGGCUGCGGUUCGAGGUGCCCGACGACGGCCCCAAGCGCCUCGAGGACGUCCCGCUCAUGGUCAACCUCACCAUGUCUGUGCGCGGCGGCGCCAACAUUCGGGUGCACCGGCGCUGACUGGGCACCCCGAGCUCAUUUUGAUGUGUGCGUUGUGCGUGUGUGUGUGAGUGUGUGUGCGUGUGUGAGUGAGGGUGACCCUGACUGCGUGGAAGUAAGUUAAUUUAGGCUCGUUUCAGUGCGGCUCUGCUGUAUUUAAGGAGUCUGGAAAGAACAAAAGAAAAUAAAAAUAAAGCGUGAACACACGGUGGGCGCGCCGCACUGAAGGUGGAUUUGGUAUGGAUUUAGUAUCGUGAGGAACCCUCUCAUUCAAACUGACUUUUAAUAUAAAGGUCCAUAUGAAUAGUUUCGGAGAAGAAAGUUUGAAUUGGGCUGUUCAGGCGGUUAUUCAUGGACUUCAUGUGUUUGUGUAUGUUUUAUUGUUAUUUUUAAUGCCAGAGUACCUGUGAUAAUUUUAUUAAAAAUGGACAAACUUUAAAAUAAAAAAAAUAGC
Messenger RNA from Frankliniella occidentalis (western flower thrips), 2077 nucleotides. Its product is annotated as cytochrome P450 4C1-like. The record is from RefSeq and is a predicted model, not a curated record. NCBI's taxonomy places the organism in Eukaryota, Metazoa, Arthropoda, Insecta, Thysanoptera, Thripidae. Gene Ontology annotation, molecular function: heme binding; oxidoreductase activity, acting on paired donors, with incorporation or reduction of molecular oxygen; iron ion binding. The transcript has 2 exons. Bases 127 to 1644 code for a protein of 505 amino acids.